Messenger RNA from Podarcis lilfordi (Lilford's wall lizard), 13169 nucleotides. The record is from the annotation of a GenBank genome assembly. NCBI's taxonomy places the organism in Eukaryota, Metazoa, Chordata, Lepidosauria, Squamata, Lacertidae.
GCUCAGGAAUGCUUCAUUCCCAGCAGCAAACAGACGCAGCCAUUACCCUCCAGAAACUUCCUUUCUUACAGACCCUCUUGGGUGCUGCCUCUUGGUAAUUUCUCCUCCCUCAGAGGCUCGCAGUGGGGCAUCUAUAGUGGGGCAUCCUCUGCACACCUUCCAGCUUGUCAACAUCCUUCUCAAAUUGUGGUGCCCAGAAUUGGACAUAUGAAUUCAGGUGUGGUCUGGCCAAGGCAGAAAAGAGAGGGACCAUUACUUCCUUGGAUUGGGGCACUAGCCUUUGUUGAUGGAGCCCAGAAUAAUAUUAGCUUCCCCCCCCCUUUUCUUUUCUUUUCUUUUCUUUUUUUGCUGCUACUACUGCUGCUGCAUCACACUGUUGACUCAUGUUAAGCUUGUGGUCCAUCAAGGCCCCUAGAUCCUUCUCCAGGUGUCCCCCCCAUCCUAUAUUUUUGCAUCUGGUUCUUCCUGCCUAGGUGAAGAAGUUUACGUUUGUCCCUACUGAAAUUAAUUCUGUCAGUUUCGGCCCAGUUCUCCAAUCUGUUAAUGUCAUUUUGAAUUCUGAUUCUGUUUCUGUGGCAUUAGCUACCCCUCCCAGUUUGGUGUCAUCUGCAAAUUUGAUGAGCAUCCCCUCAAUUCUUCAUCCAAGUCAUUUAUAAAGACGUUAAACAACAACUUGCCCAGGACAGAACCCUGCGGAACCACACUUGUCACUUUUUUCCAGGAUGACGAGGAACCAUUAAUAAGUACUCUGGGUUUGGUCAGUCAACCAGCUACAAAUCCACCUACCAGUUACCUCAUUCAGCCCACAUUUUACCAGCUUCCUCAUGAGAAUAUCACGAGGGACUUUGUCAAAAGCCUGACUGAAAUCAAGAUACACUACGUCCAGAGCAUCCCCCUGAUCCACCAAGCUUAACUCUGUCAAAGCAGAUAUUCUGCCACUGAGCUAUGUCCCGUCUCAAAGGGCCUCCAGGGGUGUGAAUGUAUGUUUGGAUUCUGUUCCUCCUAAAGGAAUUGAUCUGAAUAUGGUUUGCCUUGGAGUACUGGAAAUUCUCAGGCAGGGUGGGAGGUGGGGGGAGAGAAAAGAUGAGAGCUGGCUCCACUUUGACCUUAGUCCCCCCCUCCCUUGUUUCUUUGCAACAGUUAAAAUGGAAGAACCCUCUGAGAACAGGAAUGUUGUGCAAGACCUGAAGGAAGACCUCGAGGAGCAAGACCUGGCCCCUAGCCUCCCCAAUGGAUCCCUCGCUCACAGCAGCCCAGAGACAGGGAUUGACCUAUGGAUAUGGGUCCCGUAUUUAGCGGGUGAGGCAGAGUCCAGACAGGGUGGGGCAGAUGGACUGGUUGGUUCAGAAAACAUGGGGUGGGAGGGUAUCUGAAGAGAGGAGUGACGCACUCGCAGUGACUGGAGAAAGCAGAAGGGAUCUACGCUUGUCCACACUUAGCCAGGUCCUGUAUUCCACCAAGGGGGUUCAUCCUGGCCUGCCUGGGGGGCUCUCUCCCUAGUUACCUGAAGCAGGUGCAUUGGAUCUCCAGCUCCCAUUCCAGAUUCUUCCCAGGAUGUGGGGCGAUGGGAAGGGCCUCCAGGUACCCUGUUGCUUCCCAUUGGGGGACGGGGACUUCUGGCCACAGAUUAAGGGGAGGGGAGAGGUCAAGUAGAAGAAGAAUUUGCAGACAGUGUGGUCGACAGAGGAAACUACAGUGACAUCAACUGGCAACACAGUAGAAUUGCAAGCAACUUAAUUCCUUAUUAUUUAGGACAUCUCGUGGCAAAAGAGAGGGAACUGCAACUAAAGAGCUCACUAAGUUAUGAAAUUGAGCCAGUCUUAAAGACUGGACAUAGUGACAGUAGAUAAAACCUCAAUACAUAAUUUUCUGUCAGAGAUACAUAAAUUAAAUUAAAUCAAAUCAAAUCAAAAAAGAACAAGAGAAGACAAAUUAUGACAGCAAACCAAAAAACAAAAAACAAAAAAAACAACAACCAGGCUCCUCAGCUACUUUACUUCAACAAGGAAGAAGAAAUUCAGGAAUGGAUCCAGAUAUGGAUCUGAGAGAACUGAUUUUGAACUUGAAAACAGAUAUAGGAGAAAUGAUAAAAAGAUCUAGGUGAAAUGAAAAAAGAAAUGAAUGAAAGGGUUAAAGGAAUAGAAGAGAAAUUAGACAGGAAGGAAGAAUGGAGCCAAACUCAAAAGUCUCAGAAACAUUUGUCUGGCAGGUGAAUGAGCAAAUGAGUACAGAACAAAGAACACUAAAAAAAAUACAAGAAAUAAAAAACGAGACUCAAGGUCAGGAGGAAGUUAUGAAGAAAACAACAAAAGAGAAUACAGAACCAAGGAAAGAAUAUAAUAAGUUUUAAAAAAAGAAAUAGAUGAGUUUAAAAUUAAACAAGAAGCUACCUAGGAUACACUUGCAAUUCUACAAAUGCAAAGUAGAGAGAAAAUACUCAGAUUUUGAGGGAUACCUGAGGAACCUGAGGAAAAUUUACAGAAGAAAAUAAUAGAUAAUCUAACCACCUGGUUAGGAUUACAGAGAGAGGAGGUACUCAGAUACACAGAAAAAAUAUUCAGAGUCAACCCCGUGAAAGCGAAAGCUAAUAAAUGGCCAGGAGAUUGUAUUGUAAGGUUUACUUCAAAUUGGAUUAAAGAUAAGAUACUAAUGACAAGUAGAGAAAGGAAAUUAAAAAUCGAUGGAAAGGAGAUUAUAAUUUUAAAGGAAAUCCCACCCCAUCUGCUUAAAAAAACAGACAAAUUUCAAUUUCUAGCGAAGGCAUUAAAAACUAAGUCUAUUGAUUUUAGGUGGGAAUUUCUGGAGGGAAUUUCUAUUUCAAAGGGAAAAGAAGACGAUUUGAAAUGGUAAAGGAUGCUAAUAUCUUCUGGAUAAAAUACUGGAAAGAACUGGGGGGGGGGGGGGGAUGGGGACACAAACAGCCCAUAAAUGGAGACUCUAACAACAAACGAGAUCUCCGAACCGGAAGAAGACAGCGAAUAAUCAGCUGAUGAACAAUGAAAACACGACUGACUGCUAUAAAAGUAGAGUAAUAAUUAUACUUGAACCUCAACCUAAAAUAUAUUUCCCUCCCUCACACUAGUAAGUGAUGUAGCAGAGCAGAUGCCCCUCAGUAUAGCUGAAAGCUAGUUUGCAGGUUCAUUUUAAUCUCUUAGUUAAGUUUAUUCCUGGUGUCCCCUUUUGAUCCCUCUUAAAAAAAUAAAGACACAAGAGUCUUUCUGAGUAAAGUAACAAAAGGUUGACACAUUUCCGUUCGUAAUAUGAUCCCUGAAAGGCAGACUUUGCUUGAUAGUUGCACAAAGAAACUGUGUGAGUUUGUCUCAUAUGGAAAGUGAACUCAUGUGCUGCUGGCUGAGAGCCAGCAGAUAGCAAAAUCACAUUAAGAUCACAAAAUGGCCGCAGGACAGCAGCAUGGCAGCAAAAGAUCAGCAAGACAAGAGAGAAACAACAACCGAGAAAAUGGCUGCAUGACUCGGCUCUUUUAUGGAGACAGCCAGAGCCAGGCGCAUCUCCCAGGUCACAUGAAGGAGGAGGAUAUCCAGACCAGUGGAACAGGCAGUUACACUGAAUGGGCGUCCCACUGCCACUGCCCUUCUAGGCAGUGGCGUAGCAAGGUCAAGUGGUACCCGGUGCAAAUAUAUUUUUGUCGCACCCCCACACUGAAGUUUCCCCUCCCUCCCUCCACGCCCAUUGAAGAAUGCUAUGCAGGCAGCUAUCCAAUGUAGAUCCCGCCUUCUCCUCCUCCCUCCCUCCACCCCUUGUCAAAUAAAGCCACGCCCUGCCCUUCUCCAGCAGCAUAUAUAAUGAAUAAAAACAAUAACUCAACAAUAAAAACAGCAUAUAUAAUCAAUAAAAACAACAACCCAAUAAUCCCCCCGAAUAAUAGAAGAUCAAACAUUAAAAACUUCCCUAUACAGGGCUGCCUUCAGAAAUAAUAAUAAUUUUCAAUGUUUGAUGUUUUAGGGAAUGGCUAGUCUAACUAUUUUAAUUGUUACGCUGUUUUAAUGUGCUUGUACAUUAUAUAUUUUAAUUAUGCAUGUUUUAAACCUGUUGUUUUACUGUAAAUUUUAAUUCCCAGUAGCUGUGUUUCUGCAAUCGGUUUGAGUGUCGUUUUGCUGUUGCCCUUUCUUAAGAUACUAUCCCCGUCUUGCAUGGGGUUGGUCUAGAUGACUCUAUGAGUCCCUUCCAACUCCAUGAUUUCUUGACUCUUUUGGUAUUUCUUCUUGGAAUGAAAGUUGGUACCUGGAUGAACAGCAGCAUGAUGCAGUUGUGUAGCCGACAGCUUUGCAUGCCCUUUCUCGGUAGGACCCAACUGGAACAGCGCCCCCUCGCAAGGCCUGGAGCGGUGCCUGAGGGAGCUGCCCCUUAACACCCCCAGCCAGCCGUGGUCACCAACUGCCAGCUCCUCUGACAGCAGCUCCUACGUCAAGAGGCUGCACCCGUGGACCAUGGAGGAGGUGGAGGCCCUGAGUUCAGCCCAGGAAGGUGAGCCUCUGGGGUUGCACCUCUAGCAAGGCAGUGGAAAGGGCAAGCAAUGGUGGUGGAGGCAGGUGAUUUCGUCUGCCCUGCACCUUCUUGGUAGGGCAGGUGUACAUUUAAAUAGGAGCUUACUGACAUGGCACCAGUGCCUGGAAAGCCUCUGAGCACCUACAGCACCCCUUUAGUUGUGAAGGGCUGAGGAGGUUAUCUUUUUUUUCUCUUGAAAAGUAAAUAGAGCUGAAGGAGUAAGUGGGGAAGAGAGACACUCGUUCCCACAUCCUGUUUUUCUCUCUCUGAGGUUUCAAGGUGCAGAUUCUAUCGGAUCUGACUUUGACCCAGAUCCCUUGGAAAAGUAAAGUUUGUGUGCAAAUAAUAAUAAUAAUAAUAAUAAUAAUAAUAAUAAUUUAUUAUUUAUACCCCACCCAUCUGGCUGGGUUGCCACCUCCAUGUGGCUCCCAACAGAAUAUGAAAAACACGAUAAAACAGCAAACAUUAAAAGCUUCCCUAAACAGGGCUGCCUUCAGAUGUCUUCUAAAAGUCAGAUAGUUCUUUAUCUCCUUGACAUCUGAUGGGAAGACGUUCCACCGGGUGGGUGCCACUACCGAUAAGGCCCUCUGCCUGGUUCCCUGUAACCUCACUUCUAGCAGGGAGGGAACCGCCAGAAGGCCCUCGGACCUGGGUGCAGUGAGGGAAUCGCCAGAAAGCCCUCUGUGUCCGGGCUGAACGAUGGGGGUGGAGACGCUCCUUCAGGUAUACAGGGCCGAGGCCGUUUGGGGCUUGAAAGGUCAGCACCAACACUUUGAAUUAUGCUGGGAAACAUACUGGGAGCCAAUGUAGGUCUUUCAGGAUCAGUGUUAUGUGGUCUUGGUGGCCACUCCUAGGCACCAGUCUAGCUGCCACAUUCUGGAUUAGUCGUAGUUUCCGGGUCACCUUCAAAGGUAGCCCCACAUAGAGAGCAUUGCAGUAGUCCAAGAGGGAGAUAACCGGAGCAUGUGCCACCCUGGCGAGGCAGUGCACUGGAGAACCAUUGCUGCCAGCUGAUGUAGUCUUUCUCAACCUUGGGUCCCCAGCUGUUGUUGGACUGCAACUCCCAUCAUUGCUAGCUAGCAGGUCCAGUGGUCAGGGAUGAUGGGAACUGUAGUCCCAAAACAGCCGGGGGCUGAGGCCUCAGAGAGGAGAGGCAUCCCAUCCCUCAGCGCCUUCAGUUGGAGUGUUUUUGUUCUUCCUAGACAUGGGAUCAAAGGUGGAUUGGACUUUGUGGCAGAAGGGGACGGAGUUCAGGCCUUGGAGCACAUUGCUCACUCCAGAGGAGGAAAGGGGGCUUCCUUCCACCCGAGAACCAGAGCUUGUCAUCAUGGACAGCCAAGCUUCGUCGGCCUCCCCACUCCCCAUCGUGGAGAGAUUCCUGGCCAACAUUGCCAUGAGCCAGCUGCUUCCCUCCAACAUCCCACCUGACGAUGCCAAGAGUCCGGGCGACGUGGUACCCAGGAGAUCCUGGCAAGGGAUGGUUGGAUCACAUCCCACAAGUAAGUGAGGCUGUGGGUAGCCCUUUAUGGCAGUAGGUUUGACCAGGGACCUGCACCUUGCUAUUAAUUCAUUCAUUAGUAUGCUGUUCAUCCUCCAUAGAUCUCAGCGGGGUUCACAACAUAAAAAUACAAGGUAAAAACCCAAAAUGUAUCUAAACCAAGCCUCCUCUUCAAGCCAAGGAAUCUCAUGGACUUCCCUUCUCCCCAUUGUGGGUGCUGCCGUUAAUCAUUUCCUCCUGCAUCUUUUAUGAUAAUCCACAUCUUUUACAGCUCCAUUGUGUCCAAAUUUCACCCUUAAAUCGCAAGUGAUAUUCCAAUCCUACUAACGAUUUUAACUGUUUGCAAUGGUUUUUAAGAUAGGUUAUACAUUUUCCCCAUCCCUUAUUGAAAUUUUGGUCUUCCUGACUUCUGAUUCUUCCGGUCAUUUGGCCAUUUCGGCAUAGUCCAUCAACUUGAUCUGCCAUUCUUCUCUGGGAGGGACUUUAUCUUCUUCCCAUCUAAUGGAAAGAGUGACACCUGAACUUCCAGCAGGACAGCCCAAACGCUGAUGCAAUGCAUCCCUUGAUUUCUUUUGUUUCAGCAGAAGCUGCUGCAGAUCCCAGCCACCAACCUGUGCUAGAGUCCUGGAAGGAAGAAGGAGCAGCGCAAGGUUUGUAAACUUGGGGAGGAGGAGGUUUGGGACAAAGGAAUGGACCUGUUCUCUUGGCACAGUCUGUGAUGCUUGUUCCACCAUCGAAGAGCUCUUCCCGUCAGAAAGUCGUUUCUGUGAUUGAGUCAGAAUCUCCUUCCUUCUCUCUCUUUUUUUUUAAAUAAUUGUUUUCAUUUGAUUUUUUUAAAUAUAAACAUACAACAAACAACAAUUCAAAAUCCAAAUACUGAGAUUACUCUGAAUCUCCUGACUUUCCCCCAUGCCUUCCAUGGAUCCUAAUGGAAAUAAUUACAACUGCAUAUCAUAUUUAUUUAUUGAAAUAAAUAUUUAUUGAAAUAUUUAUUGAAAUAUUUUUCCUGCUGAAUUGUCAAUAGUUUCCUUUACAUUACAAGUAUGUUUAAAAUCCUGCCAAUGUUUUAACCUGCUUGCAGUGGUCUUGUAUAUAAAUUAUAAACUUUUCCCAUUCUUUUUUAAAGUUCUUGUCUUCUUGAUUUCUGAGCUUCCCAGUUAAUUUUGCCAUUUUGGCAUAGUCCAUCAUCUUGAUUUGCCAUUCUUCUCUGAUCGGGGUUGUCUCUUCCUUCCAUCUCUGGGCCAGUAGCAUCCGUGUGGGUGUUGUUGCAUACAUAAACAAUCUUUUCUGAUCCUUUGGAAACUUGGUACCUGUAAUUCCUAAUAAGAAAGCUUAUGGUUUUUUAACAAAAGUUAUUUUGAACCUUUUUUUCAUUUCAUUAUACAUCAUCUCCCAAUUUUUUCUUUACUACUUUACAUGUCCACCACAUACGAUAAAAGGUACCUUUUUCUUUACAUUUACAGCAAGUAUUUGUACUCGUUCUGUACAUUUUUGCUAAUUUAACAGGAGCCAAAUACCUCUGGUACAUCAUUUUCCUGUAGUUUUCUUUUAGUGAACAACAUGCCAUGAAUUUCAAAUCUGUUUUCCAUAGCCUCUCCCAAUCUGUCCUUCUCAUUUGAAUCCAUUGGUUCAGGUCCUUCACUCUGGAGCAGCAGGAAUCCAUCUUGUUCCAUCUUCCAUGGUGGGACAGCCUUUCAGAUAUUUGAAGACAGCUGUUUGGGGGGCUGAUGGGAGUUCUAGUCCAAAACAUCUGGCAGGGACCCAUUUGGGACGCACGAAGGCUGACCUGUUUGCACUGCCCCUCUGGAUAGCGGUGAAAUUCCUGAGUCUUCUUCACCUUCCUUUCCCAGCCUGGCUUUGUGCCGCUUCCCCAAACAAUGACACGGCUUGUUAUUCUUCUUGUUCAGAAACGGCGGCAAAGGAGAAGCCCCUGAAAGGGGUGCUGAAGCGCCUGAAGGAACUGAUUAACAGCCACCCCCCUCACAUAUUCCGCAGGAACCACAAUAGCAGCUGGCAGUCAGCCCUGCGACAGAAGAUGAGGAAAGGGACCUGUGGGUCUCCCCCUGGCCAAGGUGGGUCUGAACAUUGCAAAAACACACUCCGGUUUAAGGAUACCCAGCAGUUCCUUCUGGUCCACCCUAGCACCUUGCUUGGACUUCCUUGCUUUGCAGGGGUUGAACUAGAUGGCUCUUGGGGGUCCCUUCCAGCUCUACAAUUCCGUUGUUGUUGUUGCUGCUGCUGCUGCUGCUGCUGCUGUUGUUAUAUCGGAAGAAGUGUGCUUACACACAAAAGCUUAUACCAAGAACAAACUUAGUUGGUCUUUAAGGUGCUACUGAACAAUUUUUUAAAAGUUUUUUUAUUUUUUUUUAGAAGGAUUCUAAGACUUUCUUAGGACAAAAAAACUUGAUUCUUUUAAGGGAGUUUCUUUGGAACAAUCUUCUUAAAGACAUUUAUUUAUUUAUUGUUUGCCAAGUGAUUUACAGCAAAGAAAAAUAUACAACAGUCACCACCACCACAAUUUAUUUAUACCCCACCCAUCUGGCCAGGCCUUCCUAGCCACUCUGGGUGGCUACCAACAGAAUAUUAAAAACGUGAUAAAACAUCAAACAUUAAAAACUUCCCUAAACAGGGCUGCCUUCAGAUGUCUUCUAAAAGUCAGAUACUUCUUUAUCUCCUUGACAUCUGAUGGGAGGGCGUUCCACAGGGCGUGCGCCACCACUGAGAAGGCCCUCUGCCUGGUUCCCUGUAACCUCACUUCUCACAGUGAGGGAACCGCCAGAAGGCCCUCGGAGCUAGACCUCAGUGUCCGGGCUGAGCGAUGGGGGUGGAGAUGCUCCUUCAGGAAUACUGGACCAAGGCUGUUCAGGGCUUGAAAGGUCAGCACCAACACUUUGAAUUGUGCUUGGAAACGUACUGGGAGCCAAUGUAGGUCUUUCAUAACUGGUGUUAUAUGGUCUCGGCAGCCAUAAUACCAUGGGGGGGGGGGCGGCGGAGGAAUGGGGAAAAUCGUAUAGCGUAACAUUCAUAGGGUGGAAAAAGCAUACUAUCCAUAUAAAGAGGAGUAAACAACAUUAUCAAAACUCAAAUAAUAAACGAAACUAUACUCUGGCUGACUAAUUAGCAAAUAAACAAUAUCUCAACCCGAGAACGACUUCAACUGGCCAGCUAAAUCAGGUGAGGGUAGCUGAUGGGUCUCAAACCUUUGGGGAGUUAGGGACCCAAUUUUACUUUGGUGGUUUUGGUCCGGUAGCAGGCUUUAAGUUGAACAAGAUGAAAACUAAGGUUUUAGAGAAAAAUCUAUCUGUGAUGGAGAGAGAUAAGUUUCAGAAGGAGACAGGAUUAACACCGGUUAAGAAAGUGAAAUAUUUAGGGGUUAACAUGACCGCUAAAAACGUGAAUUUAUUUAAGGAUAACUAUGAAAAAUGUUGGACUGAAGUGAAAAAGGACUUAGAAAUAUGGUCAAACUUGAAGUUAUCACUGUUAGGCCGAAUUGCUGUGAUAAAAAUGAACGUAUUGCCAAGGUUGCUGUUUCUGUUUCAAACAUUGCAGAUUUUGGACAAAAUGGACUGUUUCAAGAAGUGGCAGAGAGACAUCUCUAGAUUUGUCUGGCAGGGCAAGAAGCCUCGAAUAAAAUUUAAGAUAUUAACAGAUGCUAAAGAAAGAGGUGGAUUUGCCCUGCCAGACCUUAAACUUUAUUAUGAAUCAGCCACUUUUUGUUGGCUGAGAGAAUGGAUGCUUCUUGAAAACACUGAUGUGUUGGAUUUGGAAGGUUUCAACAAUGUAUUUGGUUGGCAUGCAUAUCUGUGGUAUGAUAAGGUUAAAGCACACAAAGCGUUUAAAAACCAUAUUGUCAGAAAAGCACUGUUUAAUGUCUGGAUAAGAUAUAAGGACUUGUUAGAAAAUAAAACCCCAAGAUGGCUGUCACCAAUGGAAGCAAAGGCUCAGAAAAAACUCAAUAUGGAGGCCAAAUGGCCAAAGUAUUGGGAAAUUCUGGAACAAGAGGGAGACAGAUUAAAACUGCAGAGUUUUGAAAAAUUAAAAAACAGAGUGUGAGAUUGGCUCCAUUAUUAUCAAAUAAUGGAGGCAUAUAAUUUGGACAAAAAACUAGGUUUCCAGGUGGAAAAAUCAAAAUUGGAAACAGAAUUGUUAGACCCCAAAGUUAAGAAUUUGUCAAGAAUGCAUAACUUGCUGUUGAAAUGGAAUACUCAGGAUGAAACGGUGAAAUCUGCUAUGAUUAAAUGGGCACAAGAUGUUGGACAUAACAUUAUGAUGGCUGACUGGGAACAAUUAUGGACCACAGGUAUGAAGUUUACGGCAUGUAAUGCCUUAAAAGAGAAUUUAAUGAAAAUGAUUUACAGGUGGUACAUAACACCAGUCAAGCUUGCAAAAAUAUACCAUUUGCCCGAUAAUAAAUGCUGGAAAUGUAAUGAGACUGAAGGUACAUUCUUUCACCUUUGGUGGACAUGCCCAAGGAUUAAGAAUUUCUGGGAGAUGAUUUAUAAUGAAAUGAAAAAGGUAUUUAAAUAUACCUUCCUGAAGAAACCAGAGGCCUUUCUCCUGGGCAUGGUCGGCCAAUUGGUGCCAAAGAAGGAUAGAACUUACUUUAUGUAUGCCACAACAGCAGCAAGAAUACUUAUCGCAAAGCAUUGGAAGACACAAGAUCUACCCACCCGGGAAGAAUGGCAGAUGAAGCUGAUGGACUAUAUGGAAUUGGCGGAAAUGACUAGCAGAAUCCGAGACCAGGGAGAAGAGUUGGUGGGAGAAGAUUGGAAAAAAUUCAAAGUAUACUUACAGAAAUAUUGCAAAAUUAAUGAAUGUUAGUAGGAUGCUGGAAUGAAGUUAUAUUGCUUUAGCAGAAAUGUUAUAAAGAAUUAAGCAAAAACUGAUUGUUAAUGGGCCAAAGAGGAAAAUUUAAGGUUAGAUUGUGUUAAGAUAAAUUAUAGAACAAAAAAUUUGAGAAAGAUGGAAAGGAUUUGCUGAAAUAGCUAAUUGAACUAGAAUACAAAAGAAAAAAAAAGAAAAAAAAUUACCUUGGUGGUUUUUGGGGGGCAGUACUGGUAGUCUGAGAUGGUCCUGAUUCCUUAUUUCUGUGCACAGUUAAAUUGGAUGCAGAGGAUGAGGAGCUGCCUGCCCCUAGCCCGGAAAAUGCUGCUGCACGAGGUGGAUCUAGCUGUCCGGUUGCUCCCUCAGAUCGCUCUUCCACCUUCCAGACUGAAAGAGGCAGGAAAAGAAGCUGGUCAGAGGCGGAGGACAGGAACAUCUUUGCAGUGUGUAAGCUGUGGGGUUUGUUUACGUCAAGGACAUAUUUCCUGUUGCCAAAUCCAGUGCCUGGUGAAAGGGGACAAGGUUCAAUGGGCUCAUAGCUCUAAUGUAGUUAACUCUGGGUUUAUCCACACUGGUGCUUCUUUUUAUCCCCAGGGGAAACUGCUCUUUAGCACUCAGUUUGGAGCAAACAGCAAUCUGGGUUUUCUCUGGGUUGACAUCCACUCUGAUUUAGUGCUGAUGUAGAGUGGGUUCUCCCUGGGAAAGGAGCGGGGCAAGGGGGAAAGCGUUUGGACACAGCAUUCAUGUUUUUGAGUAACCAGCAGUCCGUACUCCCUGAGCCUCUCCCAGAUCUCAGGAGAGUGUCCCUGUCUCUUAAAGGCAGGAGACUAGAUCACCACAGGGGAAGGGGGUUCAGCAGGGGGCUCUUGCCAUGGGACAUCCCCAGUGGAGAGACCGCAGUGAAGUUCGGGCAGCAGCCACUGUGAUAAAUUAUCGAAGUAUGGAUGCGAGCUUAAUGUGUCAUGUAAAAGGUUUUCCAAGUCUGUUUCAAUGCUGUGUGAAUGCAUGCAAGAUUUCACAUCUGUACAUGCAUUUGUCCUGCAAGACAACACUUUAAGCUUGGUAAUGGUUUUUUAAAAACAUCAGUUAAAUUUGUAAGAACAGUUGAAAUGCUCAGGUGGAGAGCUUUGUACACAGGUUUAGGGGCGCCCGUUCCCUUAAGUGGGGUAUUGGGGGGGUCGGUUCUGGAGUACAGUACGAUCACAUCGUAUGCAGAGGCUUGGUUCCAAGGGUUCUGCCUAUCCGGAAAAAACAUGCAUCCUCUGUACACCUUCCAGCUUGUCAACAUCCUUCUCAAAUUGUGGUGCCAGAACUGGACAUAUGACUCCAGGUGUGGUCUGGCUAAGGCAGAACAGAGAGGGACUAUGACUUCCUUGGAUCAGGGCACUAGACCUCUGUUGAUGCAGCCCAGAAUAACAUUAGCUUCUUCUUUUUUGCUGCUGCUGCUGCAUCACACAGUUGACUCAUGUUAAGCUUGUGGUCCACCAAGGCCCCUAGAUCCUUCUCCAGGUGUCCCCCAUCCUAUAUUUGUGCAUUUGGUUCUUCCUGCCUAGGUGAAGAAGUUUACAUUUGUCCCUACUGAAAUUAAUUCUGUUAGUUUGUGCCCAGUUCUCCAAUCUGUUAAUGUCGUUUGGAAUUCUGAUUCUGUCUUCUGUGGCAUUAGAUACCCCUUCCAGUUUGGUGUGCAUCCCCUCAAUUCCUUCAUCCAAGUCAUUUAUAAAGACGUUAAACAACAACUUGCCCAGGACAGAACCCUGCAGCACCCCACUUGUCACUUUUUUCCAGGAUGACGAGGAACCAUUAAUAAGUACUAUGGGUUUGGUCAGUCAACCAGCUACAAAUCCACGUACCAGUUACCUCAUUCAGCUCACAUUUUACCAGCUUCCUCAUGAGAACAUUAUGAGGGACUUUGUCAAAAGCCUGACUUCGUCCAGAGCAUCCCCCUGAUCUGCCAAGCUUAACUCUGUCAAAGCAGAUAUUCUGCCACUGAGCUAUGUCCCUUCUCAAAGGGCCUCCAGGGGUGUGAAUGUAUGUUUGGAUUCUGUUCCUCCUAAAGGAAUUGAUCUGAAUAUGGUUUGCCUUGGAGUACUGGAAAUUCUCAGGCAGGGUGGGAGGUGGGGGGAAAGAAAAGAUGAGAGCUGGCUCCACUUUGACCUUGGUUCCUCCCCCCCACCCUUGUUUCUUUGCAACAGUUAAAAUGGAAGAGCAAUUUGAGGACGGGAACCUUGUGCAACACCUGAAUGAAGCCCCUGGGGAGGAGCGAGACCUGGCCCCUAGCCUUCACUUGGCUGUGGAAGAAAUGAAGGGACAAAACUUUUAUUAAUUUGGACACAAAUGAGAA